This is a messenger RNA of Necator americanus (New World hookworm), 1182 nucleotides long. RefSeq lists its product as uncharacterized. The record is from RefSeq and is a predicted model, not a curated record. Bases 1 to 1182 code for a protein of 393 amino acids. NCBI's taxonomy places the organism in Eukaryota, Metazoa, Nematoda, Chromadorea, Rhabditida, Ancylostomatidae. The transcript is spliced from 12 exons.
AUGAUUGGAUGGUACGGUCUGCAAUGUGCUACUAAGAUGUUACCAUUAUUACGAACCACAGUGGCAUCGUCAUAUGGCAUUCUCGUUUCCACGGAUCUACUGCGACCAGCUGUUGGUGAAUUCGCUCAACAAAGAGGUCGUAAGCGCGCAUUGAAACAGACGAUCACACGUCAACAGAAACUUGAGCGUCGACUUAAGAGGGAGGAAAGAGAAGCUGCUCGAAAGCAGUACACUUUUAUGGAACGGGUAAACAUACGUAGGAUGAAGAAUCUGUUGUCACCGUCGCAACAAUUCCCUGGCCGGUUAAAUCGAGACGAUGAGGUCGAUUUACCAGAUAAACCUCUAACUAACAUUUUUAUGAGAAAAAAAGUCAAGACGCAGUUUUAUUCGGUACCUGAAGCGUUAGCUAUGCAUCGUGAGCUGCAGCGGCCUUCUAUUUAUAACCAUCCCAAUGCACCGCUGCGAUUACGACUGGAGCUGAACAUGCAAACAGAGAGACAGACUAAAAUGGUCACAAAUUCUGACGAAAUUGUCCCUGUUCCUUUUCCAUUCAGUCACAAUGAAAAGCGAACGAUCUUGGCGUUCGUUAAUGAUCCGAAACUCCAGGAAUUGGCAGUGGAUUCGGGUGCUGAGAUAGCAUUAGGUCAGGAUGUUGUUAAAAAGAUUAUUAAAGGACAGUUCCGAACAGAUGAUUACGAUUUUUGUGUUGCACAUGUCGACAUGGCGUCUUUCAUUCUUCCUCUCAGAGGAAUACUGAGGACAAAAUUCCCCACUCGAUCUAAUGGAGGUCUUGGUGAAGAUCUGCAUGACGUGAUACACAAAUUCAAGAGCGGAGUGAAGCUUGCAAUCAAAGGGGAUCCUGUAUAUCCUAUUUGGGGGCUCACUGAUGCUGUUAUUGGCCGGCUUGGAAUGCCUGAUGAAGAAGUCGAGGGGAAUAUUGCUGCAGUGGUGAAGGCUGUCUGUGCACACCGGAGUCCAGCAUUGGGACCAUUCAUAAACAGAGCGCUCUUGAUGACGAUUCCUGGUGAAGAGCAUUAUGCUCUCAACAUCGACACUUGGCUUCCGAUUGCAUCAGAAGAAGAAAUUGAGAAGAUUGAGAGGCGCCGUAAUAAAAAGUCCGCUAAGAAGAAGGAAGAAAAGAAAACGGAAGGAAAUGAGGAACCAGUAGCUGCGGAAGCUUAG